AUGAAAGCAGGCGAUGUGACGAUAAGAAUUCCACGCCUGGCAAAUGUUUGCCCACCUGGAUCACCUUCAUUGCGACUUGCUCUCGUGGUGUUAAGCAUUGGGGCCGCGAGUCAUUUUCUGGUGAAUUUGGUCAAGAGAAAACCGAGAAUCCAAUCCGUUUUAUAGCUGUUCUUGGACAGCGUCGUCGAUAAUUUGCUUCCAGCCGCGAUGCCCUUUUUUCUCUCCGUAUAUCGAAAUAAAGAAGACGGUUUGAAUGGAAAAAAGUUAUCAUGAAACCACGUGAAGUCAUUCAGAAAGUAAAUCGAGAUACUUUUUCCAAGUACUCUGUUUUUUUUUUCCGAAAAUUCGAUUCAAUCCUCUCUUUACUUCUCGUGGCUCUCUAAUAGGAGAACUUCAAACAAACCACUUCAUUUUCAGCUGAAAUGGCGUGGGAAGUAAUGAUUUCUUCGAGGAUCUACGGACUAGCUGCCGGAUGCCUUAUAUCCAUGCUCAUAUCACAAAAAAGCGGUCGAAAAAUUCCAGUCGUCAUCGGUGAGUCUGAAGAUUUGAGACAUGAUGAAAACUUCUUUCCUGUCAUGUUCAGGCACAAUAUUGGAUGUUAUUGGAAUUGCCCUGACGUUAUUAACAACAUAUGUGCCAUCGGGUGUCAUUUUUGCCAUAUUUGGAAGGUUUAUCAAUGGAGUGGGCCAAGGAAUUGUUCAGGUACUAACCAAAUACGGCUUUUUCUGAUAUUUGGAUACUGGGUUUGGAGGAAUUUUCGAUUUCGAUAAGAUAGUGAAUGCUUAUAAAAAUAUUGGAUCAAUUAUUUAUUAGUAUAAUUAAACCUCAGGGGUUCGUGUACUACUAGGUUUCAGGCUAAAAAAAUUAACGAAUAGGUUACUAAGGCUCAACUACAAAAACGUCCAUGUUCUUCAACGUUUUUUUAAUGUCUCUAUGACCUCAUCGGUAAGAGAAAUUUGAGCUUUCCUCCAAACAAUAAAAAAAAAAUCAAAAAAUUAAAAACAAAAAAUCGUUAAACCCAAGCAAAACAGAUAAAAAAGGUGUCACUCAAAAAUCGAAAAUGCAAAUUUUAGACGGUCGGGUCAGCGAUGUUGGCCGAGUUGCCGCCGUUGAAAAAACGAGGGACAGCACUGGCUAGUUUGGUAGGAAAAUCAACUACUUUCAAUCCAUUUUUACUGAAAUUUUUCAGACAAUGUGGGCUUGUGUUGGCGAGUUGGGAGGGAUGUUCAUAUCAUUGGACGACAUUUUGGGAAAGCCGGCGACUUGGCAACUCGCCAUGGGAGUUCCAUUGCUCUUUCUUAUUCCAGCGCUCUACAUUCUUCUGAAGGCCCCAGAAUCUCCAAGGUUUCAAUUUAAAAAAAAAUGAAAUUUUUUUCGAAAGAGAGCUGAAAAAACAAAAUUUCCUUUAUGUUGUUUGAGCUCUUGAUUUGAAAAAAAGGAAAAUUUUAAAGUUUAUGAUCAUUAAAAAAAAAAUUCGAAUUUCAAAAGUAACCGGAUGUCAUCGGAAAAUCCAAAAAAGAAAUUUUUUUUCUGAAGCGAGAUUCAUUUGAUCUUCUAAUCUGCCUUUUCUACAAUCCGCCUCCAAAAAAAAGUUUUUCAGGUACCUAUAUUUGACGAACAGAGAGUUUGAAGCAAGAAAGGCCAUGUCGUACUAUCAAGUAAGUUGUAAUUUUCGCAAAUUCUGAUACCAAUAGGACUUCAGAAUCCAUCAGAUGGGAAGCAAUCUCUGGAAGAAAUAAUGGGCGAAGCACAAAUCGUAAGAAUUUUGUAGCAAAAAAAUAAAUUCAACGGUUUUCAGCUUCUAAAAGACAAAUGUAUCGAUGAAAACGGGAAUGCGAGCAAAGUUGAAAAAUCUGAGAAAUUUGUAUUGAAAACCAUCGUCCAAAGGCUGAAAGUAGGCGUUUAUUGAAGAAUGAAAGCAGGAAGUGACCUGGAAAAAUGUUAAGGACGGACAGUUCUCUCGGCCAUUAAUCAUCGCUCUGUUUGUGCAAAGUUUCGUUCAUCUCGACGACUGGGUUCGUUCUUUUUCCUGUCAGCAGCUUGAGAAUGUCUGAUUAACAGCUGUGGAUAUCCUACUCGACGCAUAUCUUCGAAAAUAAUGGCCUCUCGGCGGGAAAAGCCCAGAGAGCCUCUCUCUUGAUGUCUCUUCCACAAGCAAUCAUCAGCGUUGCUCUUCUGGGGUUUGUAAUUCUAGAAUUGGAGAAAAAUAUGACAUCAUGGCUCUUUUCAGCUUUUUUGACAAUUUUCGUCGACGGACUCUUUUGAUUAUCCCAACCAUGUUCAGCGUCGCAUUCGGGGCCGUUGCAAUAUUUUUCACGUCGUUUUCUUCAGGUUUCCGAAAGUUUUGAAGUUCAUUUUAGGUGUUAUGAAAAAAGACCAGCAAAACGGCUACUUUUUCCGAUUUUUUCAUAUCGUUAGGGAACUCCUACGGAGAAGUUUCCGACUUUUUUCUCGAUGAACUCUUUGUUUUGAAUUUUCCUAUAUAAAGUAGGCAAGUUAUUCAUGAUCGAAACAAAAAGAAAUAGAAAAAAAUGUUAAUAGUUAUUUUAUAAACCGAGAUACACAAAGGAAAAAAAUCGGAAAAGGAUUCGUCGGAAAAAGGUGGCGGAAAGUUGCCUGGCAAUAUUAUAAAAUUGAAAAAGUCGUUGUUCAAAAAUUCGCUCGCUUUUUUUUCAUACCAAGGUGAAUAAGAUAAUGAGUCCUUACUUUGAAGAAAUGACAAAAAUUUUUCGAAAACGCACAAAUAAAAAAACACAUUUUUUCAUCGCUGGCUUAAGACAGUAUAAAUUUGUUUGAUUUGCAAUUCAGCAUGUAGAAAAUUUUCUCAACAACUUCUCGUCCUUGCAUUUUGCUCUCAAACUAUACUAUCAAAAAAUUCUUCUUCCAAAAGAUGAUUCAUUUCCCAAAAGACAUAAAAGAUUAAAAGUGAUCAAACUAAAAAUAAUCUUCAGCUUCGCCAUUCGGAAUUCCCACCGCUUUGAUUCUUCCCAUCCUGGCGGCGCUCGACCUUUCGGUAGCGGCUAUCAGUGGCGAAAGCGCCUAUGCAAUCGUUCCUGAACUAUUCCUCCCGAAUGAUAAGGUCUUGGGAACCGCCAUGGUUGGAAUAACACAGGUUCGAACCGGUGGAUCUUCAAAAACUCAUGCUUUGUGAUGAUUUCAGAAUAUUUUCGGAGGACUUUUGACAAACUUCCUAUUGACUGCUGUCAACAAAAUUGGAACUGCAAAAGUACUUGUUCCUUUUGUGAUGAUGAAUGCAAUCUACGUUCUUUUCACGUACAAUUUUUUGCCAGAGACGGGGGAAAAAACUCCGCAGGUUGGUUUUUUGUACCGGGUCAAAAAAAAAAAGCAAACUAGGAUUACUAUCAGUAUUGGGCACGGACAAAAAAUGAAUUUACCGUUUCAAUCAGUCAGAAAUUGUGCUAGAAUAGGUAUCCAUUUUUUCGGGGUAUUUAUGAAUAAAAAUCGAUGAAGUUUUCGUAGGCUGAUUGAUUUUUCACAAAGUGCUAGCUUAGAUAAUUCGAAAAAACCACUGAGAAUUUAUACGAAAAUCUGAAAAUAUAUUUUUUUCAAAUGAAAGAAAAAAGGUGACGACUUUUUUUCAAAGCUUCACCUCAAAAUUUUUAGUCCCUGAAUCCUACUUAUUUUUCAGGAAGUCGCUCGGAAUUUCUCCAACGACAUGCCUGGUCUGGACUCUCUGAGCUUGGUCAGGAAAAAGAUUUGUGCAUUUUUCGAUGCACGAAGCUUCACCGUAAGCGUCAUUUUUUUAAUCUAUUUGUUUUUAUUGUACAAAUGAUCAUGUGUUUUUUUCUUUAUUGAUUUUUUUGUUACAACGUCUACAAUGCUAUCGGGAUGUCUUCUAGUUGAACCUGUGA
Molecule: messenger RNA, 3872 nt
Organism: Caenorhabditis auriculariae
Lineage: Eukaryota; Metazoa; Nematoda; Chromadorea; Rhabditida; Rhabditidae
Source: the annotation of a GenBank genome assembly